UGCUCUUCUUCAGACGCCAUUUUGGUUCUUCUUGUGCGUUGGUUUGAAUUGGGUUUUUCAAGCUGCUCUGAACCAAAAUGAGACAGUUUCACAGCGUAAUGCUACAAAUGUAAAUCGAUUCCGGAUCGAGUCAUGUGAGUUUUGUUUAUAUCGGAAACAGACUCAGCUGCACGUGUUGCGUGCUUGUAAACCACAAGGCUAAAUUGAACUAGCUUCACGGAGAUAGUUUUGUUUGGGAACUGUAUAGCAGUGCUCCCCUGCAGAUCAUGGCAGCUACGACCACAGUCAAACCCUUCACCUCUGAAGAGGCCAGGAGAAUUCUGCAUCACUUGCAACAGCCUGCCGUCUUUCUGAACAUGACGUGCGAUUGGCCCGUCCUCCUGUGGACAGCAGAGCAUCUCUCAAGUCGCCUUGGUGACCGACUCGUCAGAUUUAGACUCGGAAGAAAACAGAAGACAAACGCUCCUCUGUUUGAGACCCAGUGCUCCUAUGUGCAGGCCCAGAUGGCUCAGUUUCUCAGCUGGACUCAGGGUCAAGGUGAUGUGGGGCCUUUCUCCAAGUACCCCUAUUCAGAGUACUGGGCCUAUGCUGACUACAAAUACAUCGCCAUGCUGUUUGAAGACCAGCCUGGUAUGUUUGAGGAUGUAAAGUGGUCCGACUUUGGCUUUGAGGGCCGAAAUGGAAGAGACAGCACUGUCUGGAUCGGUACCAAUGGAGCCAACACUCCCUGCCACAUGGACACUUACGGCUGCAACCUGGUUCUACAGGUUCAGGGACGGAAGCGGUGGCAUCUCUUUCCUCCCGAGGACACUCCAAACCUUUACCCGACGAGGAUCCCCUACGAAGAGUCCAGCGUCUUCAGCUCAGUUAAUGUUCAGAGUCCAGAUCUGAAGAAGUUUCCUGCAUUUCAAGCUGCUCAGGCUCACAUCGUCACGCUGCAGCCUGGACAGGUGCUUUAUGUUCCCAGACACUGGUGGCACUAUGUGGAGUCGGUAGAUCCUGUCACUGUCAGCGUCAACACCUGGAUUGAGCUGGAAGUGGACGACUUCGCCAGAGUCAGUGAAGCAGUGACCAAGAUGGUCGUUUGGUCUAUCAAAACUGCUGAGAGUGACGACAACAAUGACAGCUGGCUCAACCCCACAGAGGAGGGAAGUGCAUCCCACAGUGAGAACUUGCAGUAUCUGAACCUCGCAGUGGCAGCAUGCGCUCAGAGACCGAAGGGUCUCUGCCACGCCGAAACGAGCUCACACAUCAGAGACGCUCAUCCAGUCAAGCGGGACUCAAGCGGACAAUUGAAAAGCAGCGACUCGGAUAAAAAUCCCCCCAGCUUUAGUGUUCCUUUUGGGCCACACCUCACAGCUGUGUGCUGUCAACAAGAAACACCCGAGGAGGAUGAUGGGAUCAGCUCUUCCAGGAACAAUGUUUCCACCUCUCAAAACCAUUAUGCUCCGAGCUCAGAGGGAUCACUGGCUACUUCUGCUGCUUUUGAACAGGAAAAACACACAUGUGGCACUGGGUUAGCUCCAUGUGAAUGUGCAGCGGGAACGUCAAAAAACUCCCCAGAGGAGUCUAAACGUCCAACAAUAUCCACCAAUGACCUAUUAGCCUGCCUGGUGCAUCCAGAGAUCAUCACCCGUGUGACGGAGCUUCUUCUGGAAAGGCACAAAAAUCACCUUUAAUGCUCCCCUGAGGAAAUUCCGUCCUGCCCAGUUCCAAUCCAACUAAAUGUGCCUUACAGUUCUUUUCUAGGUCCACAUUCUACCGCAGAUGUCUGAAGCCCAAACCAUGAACCGCUGCUUCUACUGUUGCUGUUAGUCUACUAAUCCUGUUGGGAGCACCAAGAACUAGAAAAAUGAUCUCUUCAAUCAAGUCUGUAUGCUAAUAAAGCGAGAAAUUGCAGAUAUCA
Oryzias melastigma (Indian medaka) is the source of this 1906-nucleotide messenger RNA. RefSeq names its product hspb associated protein 1 (gene hspbap1). NCBI's taxonomy places the organism in Eukaryota, Metazoa, Chordata, Actinopteri, Beloniformes, Adrianichthyidae. The coding region runs from base 267 to 1679 and encodes 470 amino acids. The transcript is spliced from 8 exons. Gene Ontology annotation, molecular function: 2-oxoglutarate-dependent dioxygenase activity. The record is from RefSeq and is a predicted model, not a curated record.